Molecule: messenger RNA, 1247 nt
Organism: Folsomia candida
Lineage: Eukaryota; Metazoa; Arthropoda; Collembola; Entomobryomorpha; Isotomidae
Product: peroxisomal multifunctional enzyme type 2
Exons: 4
Coding region: 55-1134 (359 amino acids)
Cellular component (GO): peroxisome
Source: RefSeq, a predicted model, not a curated record
UCGGUCAAACCACUGUUGUUCCAACACAGCCAAAUAAUAAACACUCGUGAAAUCAUGAUUUCUUUAAAAUAUUCGAUUUUGUCAAAACUGCGACCAAUUUUUCCACGCCUGCGAAGUAUUUCCCGAUUUUCCACCAUUUCGAGCGAGUUUAUACCCGAGCGGAAGUUUAAUUCGGUUAAAAAACUAGCCUACGAAAAUCCGAAGAGAAAUCGCGUCAAGUUAUCCGAUUUGAAUCGCGGCACCAUCCCAUCCUACACUUUCCCUGAAUUUACUAUCAAAUAUGACGCCAAAGAUGUUGUGAAUUACGCCAAAUCAACGAUUCAAGUUGGAUCCGAAGAGAAGGAAUUGACUGAUGUGAACGAUUCGAAAUUUGGUGUCCUUCCCAUCUUCAUGCUUCCAGUGAUUAGCAAAAUGAUGAAGGAUAUGAGCCUCCAAACAUGCCCGGAUUGUCUGGAUUUUAGCAAGAUUGUCCUGGCCGAAAUUUAUUUGGAGGUGUAUCGGCCGUUUUCGAAAUCAGGGGAAUUUAGGGUGCAGCCAAAACUGGAGGAAUUUGUGGAUAGGGGGACACAUGAUAUGGCUUAUCAUCAUUAUUUCGGCAAGGAUGGAAAUUCGUCACCGCUAUUUUUCGCUCAAAUUUGCACCAUCGAGCUAGGCCAGGGAGGAAAGGGAGGAUCUCGCACCUCGGAAAAGGGUGCCUAUGCCGCGCCAUCAAUUAUGACGCCCCCGGAAGGAAGGCCGGAUGCUAUCGUGCCCUUUAAAACGGUUGAAAUGCCGCCAAACUUUAGUUUUGAAUUUACAGAGAACGAGCUGAAGAGAGACAUAUUUGAGUUUCACAAUCCCAGCCAGCAUUACGGACCAAAGCCCGCCUUUUCUGAGAAACCAAACUUGCACGGACGGUAUUAUUGGGCGUCGGCGGUGCAUUUAAUGCUCAAGCAAUUUGCAGCGGGAGACCUUACCAGAUUUAAGUGUUCCAGGGUCCGAUUCACAAGUGUGGUGCAUCCUGGAGACACACUGGAAAUUCGGGCGUGGCAUCGCGAACCCAGAAUAUUCUUUGAAGCUGUUAACCUCAACACGGGCAAAUUGGCUAUGAAAGGAGGAUUUGUCGACCUAAUUCCAUGCCAUCCAGAGCAAUAAGAUGAAUGUUAAAAUUACACGAAGUCAAAUCGGAGUUCAAAAAGUUAAAACUAAAUAAUCGUUAAAAUAUUUGCCUAAAUUUUUGUGUACGCAAAUAAAUUCAUUAAUAUAAU